Molecule: messenger RNA, 5339 nt
Organism: Lagenorhynchus albirostris (white-beaked dolphin)
Lineage: Eukaryota; Metazoa; Chordata; Mammalia; Artiodactyla; Delphinidae
Gene: ROBO1
Product: roundabout guidance receptor 1
Exons: 21
Coding region: 1-3666 (1221 amino acids)
Biological process (GO): cell-cell adhesion; axon guidance
Cellular component (GO): axon; plasma membrane
Molecular function (GO): protein binding
Source: RefSeq, a predicted model, not a curated record
AUGAUUAGAAAAUUGCUUCCAGUUGCAGAAAUCUAUUUCCUGUUGUUUGUUCCGGCAGUGAUCGCAGACCGACCUCCCCCAGUCAUUCGACAGGGUCCUGUGAAUCAGACUGUAGCAGUGGAUGGUACUUUAGUGCUCAGCUGUGUGGCCACAGGCAGUCCAGUGCCCACAAUUCUGUGGAGAAAGGAUGGAGUCCUUGUUUCAACCCAAGAUUCUCGAAUCAAACAGCUGGAGACCGGAGUACUACAGAUCCGAUAUGCUAAGCUGGGUGACACUGGUCGGUACACCUGCAUUGCAUCAACCCCCAGCGGUGAAGCAACAUGGAGUGCUUACAUUGAAGUCCAAGAAUUUGGAGUUCCAGUUCAGCCUCCAAGACCCACCGACCCAAAUUUAAUCCCUAGUGCCCCCUCAAAACCUGAAGUUACAGAUGUCAGCCGAAAUACAGUAACGUUGUCAUGGCAACCAAAUUUGAAUUCAGGUGCUACUCCAACAUCUUAUAUUAUAGAAGCCUUCAGCCAUGCAUCUGGCAGCAGCUGGCAGACCGUAGCAGAGAAUGUGAAAACAGAAACAUUUGCCAUUAAAGGACUCAAACCUAAUGCAAUUUACCUUUUCCUUGUGAGGGCAGCAAAUGCAUAUGGAAUUAGUGAUCCAAGCCAGAUAUCAGACCCAGUGAAAACACAAGAUGUUCCCCCAACAAGUCAGGGGGUGGAUCACAAGCAGGUUCAGCGAGAACUGGGAGAUGUCGUACUGCAUCUCCACAACCCCACCGUCCUUUCUUCCUCUGCGGUCGAAGUGCACUGGACAGUGGACCAACAGUCUCAGUAUAUUCAAGGAUACAAAAUUCUUUAUCGCCCAUUUGGAGCCAGCCAUGGUGAAUCGGAGUGGUUAGUUUUUGAAGUGAGGACUCCAACCAAAAAUAGCGUGGUUAUCCCUGAUCUCAAAAAAGGAGUCAACUAUGAAAUUAAGGCUCGUCCUUUUUUUAAUGAAUUUCAAGGAGCAGAUAGUGAAAUUAAAUUUGCCAAAACCCUAGAAGAAGCACCCAGUGCCCCACCCCAAAGUGUAACUGUAUCAAAGCAUGAUGGAAAUGGAACUGCAAUUCUUGUCAGUUGGCAGCCACCUCCUGAAGAUACUCAGAAUGGAAUGGUCCAAGAGUACAAGGUUUGGUGUCUGGGCAAUGAAACUCGAUACCAUAUAAACAAGACAGUAGAUGGUUCCACCUUUUCUGUGGUUAUUCCCUCACUGGUUCCUGGGAUCCGGUAUAGCGUAGAGGUGGCAGCCAGCACUGGGGCGGGAGCCGGGGUGAAGAGUGAGCCACAGUUCAUCCAGUUAGAUUCUCAUGGAAACCCCGUGUCACCUGAGGACCAAGUCAGCCUUGCUCAGCAGAUCUCAGACGUUGUGAAGCAGCCAGCGUUCAUCGCAGGAAUCGGGGCAGCCUGCUGGAUCAUCCUUAUGGUUUUUAGCAUCUGGCUCUACCGACACCGGAAGAAGAGAAAUGGGCUGACUAGUACUUAUGCGGGUAUCAGAAAAGUCCCGUCUUUUACCUUCACACCAACAGUAACUUAUCAGAGAGGAGGCGAAGCUGUGAGCAGUGGAGGGAGGCCAGGACUUCUCAACAUCAGUGAACCUGCCACGCAGCCAUGGCUGGCAGACACGUGGCCUAAUACUGGGAACAAUCACAAUGAGUGCUCCAUCAACUGUUGCACAGCAGGCAAUGGAAACAGCGACAGUAACCUGACCACGUAUAGUCGCCCAGCUGAUUGUAUAGCAAAUUAUAACAACCAACUGGAUAACAAACAAACAAAUCUGAUGCUCCCUGAGUCAACUGUUUAUGGUGAUGUGGACCUUAGUAACAAAAUCAAUGAGAUGAAAACCUUCAAUAGCCCAAAUCUGAAGGAUGGGCGUUUUGUCAAUCCAUCAGGGCAGCCCACCCCUUAUGCCACCACCCAGCUCAUCCAGUCAAACCUCAGCAACAACAUGAACAAUGGCAGUGGGGACUCCAGCGAGAAGCACUGGAAACCGUCCGGACAGCAGAAACAAGAAGUGGCACCAAUUCAGUAUAACAUCAUGGAGCAAAACAAACUGAACAAAGAUUAUCGUGCAAAUGACACAAUUCCUCCAACUAUCCCGUACAAUCAAUCAUAUGACCAGAAUACAGGAGGAUCCUACAAUAGUUCAGACCGGGGCAGUAGUACAUCUGGGAGUCAAGGGCACAAGAAAGGGGCACGGACACCCAAGGUACCAAAACAAGGUGGCAUGAACUGGGCAGACCUGCUUCCUCCUCCCCCGGUGCAUCCACCUCAGAGCGCUAGUGAAGAGUACAGUAUUUCUGUAGAUGAAAGCUAUGACCAAGAAAUGCCAUGUCCUGUGCCACCAGCCAGGAUGUAUUUGCAACAAGGUGAACUAGAAGAGGAGGAAGAUGAACGAGGCCCCACUCCUCCUGUGCGGGGAGCUGCUUCUUCUCCAGCUGCCGUGUCUUACAGCCAUCAGUCCACUGCCACUUUGACCCCCUCUCCACAGGAAGAACUCCAGCCCAUGUUACAGGAUUGUCCAGAGGAGAUCGGCCACAUGCAGCACCAACCCGACAGGAGACGGCAGCCGGUGAGCCCUCCUCCACCUCCACGGCCGAUUUCCCCACCCCAUACUUAUGGCUACAUUUCAGGACCUCUUGUCUCAGAUAUGGAUACAGAUGCGCCAGAAGAGGAAGAAGACGAAGCCGACAUGGAAGUAGCCAAGAUGCAGACCAGAAGGCUUUUGUUACGCGGGCUUGAGCAGACCCCUGCCUCCAGUGUUGGGGACCUGGAGAGCUCUGUCACUGGGUCCAUGAUCAAUGGCUGGGGCUCAGCCUCAGAGGAGGACAACAUUUCCAGCGGACGCUCCAGUGUUAGUUCUUCUGAUGGCUCCUUUUUCACCGAUGCCGAUUUUGCCCAGGCAGUGGCAGCAGCAGCAGAGUACGCUGGUCUGAAAGUGGCACGGCGCCAAAUGCAGGAUGCUGCUGGCCGCCGACAUUUUCAUGCAUCCCAGUGUCCUAGACCCACCAGUCCUGUUUCCACAGACAGCAACAUGAGUGCUGCGGUAGUACAGAAGGCCAGACCAGCCAAGAAACAAAAACACCAGCCAGGACAUCUGCGCAGAGAAGCCUACACAGAUGAUCUUCCACCUCCUCCUGUGCCACCUCCUGCUAUAAAGUCACCCACUGCCCAAUCCAAGGCACAGCUGGAGGUACGACCUGUAAUGGUGCCAAAACUCCCUUCCAUAGAAACGAGAACAGACAGAUCAUCAGAGAGAAAAGGAGGCAGUUACAAGGGGAGAGAAGUAUUGGAUGGAAGACAAGUUGCUGAAAUGCGACCAAAUCCAGGUGACCCCAGAGAAGCACAGGAACAGCAAAAUGAUGGGAAAGGACGAGGAAACAAGGCAGCAAAACGAGACCUUCCACCAGCAAAGACUCAUCUCAUCCAAGAGGAUAUUCUACCUUACUGUAGACCUACUUUUCCGACAUCAAAUAAUCCCAGAGAUCCUAGUUCUUCAAGCUCAAUGUCAUCAAGAGGAUCAGGAAGCAGACAAAGAGAACAAGCAAAUGUAGGUCGAAGAAAUAUUGCAGAAAUGCAAGUUCUUGGAGGAUAUGAAAGAGAAGAUAAUAAUGAAGAAUUAGAGGAAACUGAAAGCUGAAGACAACCAGAGAGGCUUGUGAGAUCUAAUGUGAAAGUUAUCACUCAAGAUGCCUCGUGUCUGAUGACAUAUGACGCCAGAUAAAAUGUUCAGUGCAAUCAGAGUGUACAAAUUGUCGUUUUUAUUCCUCUUACUGGAAUACCAUUUUUUUUAAAGUUUAUUGGGGUUUUAUUGUUGUUGUUUGAUCCCUAUCCUUACAAAGAACCUCCCUAUUCCCCUCACUGUUGGAACAAAUCAUUACACCUUGCUUCCAGCAAGGGAAGUAUUUGACUUCUUGCUUCAGUCAUCAGCCAGCAGGAGAGAACAAAACAGUUCUUUUGCAUUUUGCCCCUGAGAUGUGGCAUUGCACUGCUUAUAUACCAAGCCAAUUUACAGCAAAAUAUUGAUCAAAGAUACAAAGUUGACUAAUCAACCUCAUGUCAAGGGCUCUCAAGUUAUAAUCUUUCUAUAACCAACUGCUAAUGCAAACUAAAACAUAACUUCAUUUUAACAUGAUUUUAAAAUCAGUCUUUCAUACCACCCUCUGCUGGGAGAAAAAAAAAGUACGUAGCAAAUGCAGAACAACCACAAACAAUUUGAAUGGGGUAGAAACAUUGUAAAUAUAUACUCUUUGCAACCCCUGGUGGUACUUUACUUUGUCUUCAUUUCAAUCAUUGAAGUAUAUUCUUAUUGGAAAUGUACUUUUGGAUAAGUAGGGGUAAGCCAGUUGGAUAUCUGGUUGUCAAGUCAUUGUCAUAAGUCAGCCUAGCAAAAACCUUGUUCUAUUUUUCAAUCAAAAAGCAAUUAUAAAUGCAUAUUACAAACAAAUGGAUGUUUUUAAUGACCAAUUGAAUAAGGACAUCCCUAUCUUAACUGGCCUAAAUUUCUUCUGGUAGUGUCAGUUCAACUUUCAGAAGUGCCACUUAAGGAAGUUUGAUUUUUGUUUUUGUAAUGCACUGUUUUUAAUCUUUUUUUUUUUUUUUUUGGUUUUAAAAGCACAAUCACUAAACUUUAUUUGUAAACCAUUGUAACUAUUAACCUUUUUUGUCUUAUUGAAAGAAAAUGUUGAGAAGCGUUUUUAACCUGUUUUGUUAAUGCUCUAUGUUUGUAUUUGGAAUAUUUGAAUGAUGACAGAUGGUGAAGUAACGUGCAUACUUUAUUGUGGGCCAUGUACGCAAUGGUUCUUACUUUUCCCGGACUUAAAGAAAAAAAGGUUUAAGUUUGUUGUGGCCAAUGGUGAAACUUACAAGAUUUCCUUAUAAGCUCAAAUAGAGGCAUUACUUGCUUUGAAUUGCCAAAUGAUGCCCUCUGACUGUAGAUUUUUAUGAUCCUUUUUUUGUCAUUAUAUAAAUUUCAUUGACUUUAUAAUUGGUGCUAUUGAAGAAAAAAAAUGUACAUUUAUUCAGAUAUAGGUAUCAGGCCUGACCCCACUGGAAAACAAAGCCAAACAAAACUGAACCACAAAAAAAAAAAAAAAAGGUGGUGUUCACCAAAAACUAAAUGUGUUCAUUUAGAUAAUUUGAAAUUUACAUAGAAAAGGUGUGCAGUACUAAGGGAACAAUCCAUGUGAUUAAUGUUUUCAUUAUGUUCAUGUAAGAAGCCUCUUAUUUUUAGCCAUAAUUUUGCAUACUGAAAAUCCAAUAAUCAGAAAAGUAAUUUUGUCACAUUAUUUAUUAAAAAUGUUCUCAAAUACA